CGGACAUCGAAGAAGGGCUGAACGAUGCCGUUCUACUUGGAUGACAUUCUUAAUGAGAAGAAGGGACCGCCACCUGCCCUGGACCUAUCCAAGGCACGAAUGCCAACCAAAGAAGAUUUCGACAAAGUCUUCGAGAAAGUUCCCGACUACAAGAUCAAACCUGGAAAGGUGCGGCCGGAGGAGGGCCGGGUGUCGGGCGCGCUGCACUUCCGCAGCAGUCGCUCCGAGCGGCAGCCCGUGCAGCUCAGCUACCCGGACCCGAUGCCCGCCAGCAUGGCCGGCGUCAGCCUGGACGAUCUCUGCAGCACCGACAUCAACUGGAGGAUGCUCACCAUGGCCCGGCCCAGGGGCAAACUGGAGGACGAGUUCUUCUCAAAACUGGUGUCGCUGGCGCGGUGUCGGAGGGACUGCCGGAGGACGUACCAGGGCCCUCCGCUGCCUCAGCUGGUGCCCCGGACGCGCGCGGCCAAACGCGGCAAGGGCCAGGCGGUCGAGAUGCGGUUCGCUUCGUGCCGCGAGUGUCACGAGGAGCUGUGCCAGGGCGCCUGCAAGGAGUACAACUACGACUGCUACUCGCGGCUCAUAGUGGACGAUAAGGACGAAAAGCAGGACGUGGCCCAGGGAAUCAGCGCCCUUAUCAACGGCACGCCGGGCGCGGCCGCCGCCAGGAAGAAGACCGGCGCGCGCAAGCCGGGGGUGCCGCGGGUGCGCAAGAAGCGGCGCAGGAAGAGACGCCCCGAGCAGGAGGAGGCCGAGGGGGCGGCGGGCGCGGAGGCGGUGCGCCGGGGCGUGGCCGAGCUGUCGGUGGGGAAGGGCGCGCAGCCGCGUCUCACGCCCCAGGAACCGGCCACCGGCCAGCACUCGACGCGCCUCCGGUAGCCGGGGCGGGGCGACACGGCCUGUGAUGGUGGAUGAGCAAUGGGCAUGCUGCGCCGUUCUGCGGAGUCGUCAGUUUCAGAGCGUGCAUUUUUGCGGUUAAACGGACGGAACCUGAGGGCUAGUCAAUAUCAUCAACGUACCAGGUCACGAGCUCGUUAUUUAAAAUGUGUUGCUUGGUUUGACCAGUCUUUUUCAUAAAACUAAUCCGAAUCACUGAAUGAGUGGGUUGGAGACUAGGUCACACUGCGCCAGCCGCCGGACAGGGCAAUCGUGGGACGCUAUUGGGAUGCUCGUCUGGUAGUUGCAACUGGAACGUGACCGGCCACGCAGUUCUUUCAUAGGUUCAAGAUGUAGCUAUAUUGUCUUGUUACUAAGUGGAUGCAAAUAAAAAUUAAUAAAUCGCCUAGAAUACC
Amphibalanus amphitrite is the source of this 1292-nucleotide messenger RNA. RefSeq lists its product as uncharacterized. The transcript is spliced from 4 exons. The record is from RefSeq and is a predicted model, not a curated record. The coding region runs from base 25 to 879 and encodes 284 amino acids. NCBI's taxonomy places the organism in Eukaryota, Metazoa, Arthropoda, Thecostraca, Balanomorpha, Balanidae.